AUGGGGUUAUUCAGAGCUUCUAUUUACCUCUUAGUCCUAUACCUGCUGCAGGGAUCAAAUCCUUCUCUGGUUCAGUUGAAUGAAAAUGGUUAUGAAGACGUUAUCAUUGCCAUCAACCCUCUGGUGCCAGAAGAUACAAACAUAAUUGAACAAAUAAAGGACAUGGUGACUUCAGCUUCUACUUACCUGUUUGAAGCCACGGAAAAAAGAUUUUUUUUCAAAAAUGUAUCUAUAUUAAUUCCUGAGAAUUGGAAGGAAAACCCUCAAUACAAGAGGCCAAAACGUGAGAACUACAAACAUGCUGAUGUUUUAGUGGCACCACCAGCCCUCCCAGGUACAGAUGAACCGUACACCAGGCACUUUGCAGCCUGUGAAGAAAAGGGAAAAUUCAUCCACUUUACACCUGACUUUGUACUGGGGAAAAAACAGAAUGAAUAUGGAGCAGCAGGUCGAGUACUUGUCCAUGAGUGGGCCCAUCUCCGGUGGGGAGUAUUUGAUGAGUACAAUGAAGAUGAACCUUUCUACAGUUCCAAGUCAAAAAAAAUUGAAGCAACAAGGUGUUCAACUGGUAUCUCUGGCAUGAAUAAAGUUUAUCACUGUCAAGGAGGCAGCUGUAUAUAUAAAAACUGCCGAAUUGAUCCUCAGACAAAGCUGUAUGAAAAAGAUUGUCAAUUCUUCCCAAAUAAAGUUCAGAAAGAAAAGGCAUCCAUAAUGUAUAUGCAAAGCAUUAGUUCUGUCACUGAAUUCUGUAAUGCAAAAAAACAUAACCGAGAAGCUCCAACUAUACAAAACCAAAAAUGCAAUUCCAGAAGCAUAUGGGAGGUGAUUAGCAAUUCUGAGGAUUUCAACAACACAACACCUAUGGUAGAAACACCUCCUCAACCUACCUUUUCAUUACUGAAGAUCAGUGAAAGAAUUGUGUGCUUAGUUCUUGAUAAGUCUGGAAGUAUGUCGGGUUCUAAUCGCCUAAAUCGAAUGAAUCAAGCAGCCAAACAUUUCCUGCUGCAGAUCAUUGAAAGUGGAUCCUGGGUUGGAAUCGUUCAUUUUGACAGCGCUGCCUACGUCAAAAGCAACCUAAUCCAAAUAACAAGCAGCAAUGAGAGAAAUCAGCUCUUGAAUAGUUUGCCUACAACAGCUGAAGGAGGAACUUCAAUCUGCUCUGGGAUCCAGUCAGCAUUCCAGGAGAUUAAGAUGAGGUUCCAAAAAACAGAUGGAUCUGAAAUAGUGCUGCUGACCGAUGGGGAAGACAGCACUGUAAGUUCUUGUAUGGAUGAGGUGAAACAAAGCGAGGCGAUCGUUCAUUUGAUUGCUUUGGGGCCAUCUGCUGAUAUAGCUGUAAUUGAGAUGAGCAAUAUAACAGGUGGAACUCAUUACUAUGCUUCAGAUCAAAUUCAAAAUAAUGGCCUCAUUGAUGCUUUCGGGGCCCUUACAUCAGGGAAUGCGGAUAUUUCCCAGCAGGCUCUCCAGGUCAGAGCCCAUCCUUGGGUUUUCAUGUUUGCAUUUAGCCAUAAUCAAAUACAAGAUGUUCAUAGUUCUAUAUUUUCUCCUGAAUACAAGUUAUACAAAAGCAGUAUGUGUAAUAAUUCUUCUGAACCCACUCCUUUUCUUACCUGCUGUGCUUCAACAGCAUCAUCAUUUUCAGUGGGUAUUUGGACUUACAGUCUUCAAGCCAAUGUAGACACAGAAACAUUAAUUCUGACAGUAACUUCCCGGGCAUCAAAUCCUUCUGUGCCUCCAAUCACAGUGAAUGCUGAAAUGAACACAGCCACAAACCACUACCCUAACCCACUGAUAGUUUAUGCAGAAGUUAAACAAGGGUUCUCACCUGUUCUUGGAGCUAAAGUGACUGCCUUCAUUGAAUCAAAGAGUGGAAAAAUUGAAACCUUGGAACUUUUGGAUAAUGGUGCAGGUGCUGACUCUUUCAAGAAUGAUGGGGUGUACUCCAGGUUUUUUACAACCUACACAGAAAAUGGCCGGUACAGCUUAAAAGUACGGGCUCAGGAAGGAACAAACACUGUCCUGCAUAGGUCGGGGCAUCAACAGAAUAAAGCUCUCUAUAUCCCAGGCUGGGUAGUGGAUGGGAAAAUUGAAGGGAAUCCACCAAAACCAGAAAUAAAUGAGGAUAAUCAAACAACUCUGGAGAAUUUCAGCAGAACCGCAACCGGAGGUGCAUUUGUAGUUUCGAAACUUCCAACUUCAGGUUUGCCCCUGCCUGACGUAUACCCACCAAGUCAGAUCACAGACCUUGAUGCCAAACCCCGUGAGGAUCAGAUCACUCUCACAUGGACAGCACCAGGAGAUGAUUUUGAUGUUGGAAAAGUUCAACAGUAUGUAAUAAGAAUAAGUGGAAACAUGCUUGAUCUAAGAGAUAAUUUUGAUGCUGCUCUUCAAGUAAACACCACUGAUCUGUCACCAAAGGAAGCCAACUCCAGGGAAAUCUUUGCAUUUAAACCAGGCAAUAUCUCAGAAGAAAAUGCAACACAUAUAUACAUUGCCAUUCAGAGUGUAGAUAAAAGUAAUUUGACAUCAAAAGUAUCAAACAUUGCACAAGUAGCUUUGUUUAUUCCUCAAGCAGAUCCAAAUCCUGAUGAAAAUCCUCAGAAUCCUGCUGGAAAUCCUAGUAAUGGAGUUAAUAUUUCUUACUUGGUGUUAUCAGUGGUUGGGUCUGUUGCAGUUGUUAGUAUUAUUGUAAGUACCACCAUUUGCAUUUUAAAGAAGAAAAGAAACGCAAGUAGACCUAGUACUGGGUUUUAA
Messenger RNA from Chrysochloris asiatica (Cape golden mole), 2754 nucleotides. RefSeq names its product chloride channel accessory 4 (gene CLCA4). NCBI's taxonomy places the organism in Eukaryota, Metazoa, Chordata, Mammalia, Afrosoricida, Chrysochloridae. The record is from RefSeq and is a predicted model, not a curated record. Gene Ontology annotation, molecular function: intracellularly calcium-gated chloride channel activity.